UGCAGUUUUGAUGAUCUUCAUAUGGCCUUCAUCUGGUAGUUAAACAAUGAUAAACAACUAAUGUAGAAUAUAUUUGAUCAUUUUCCUGAAAAUGAAUUCCUCAACUAAAGAUUCAGAAAAUCCCUCUGAGCCAGAGCCUGGCCCAUCCAGACCCUCUGAUGGCUCAACCCAGCAGGAUUCCCCCUCAUUUUUACAGGGCCACAUUCAAAAUCUCUCUGACAAUGAGUGGGCGGUUCUCAGCAGGAUAUUGGAUCCUUCUAUGACUAGGGCCCAGUUUGCAGAGCUCUGCCAGUCCCUCUUGAUGCCUAUUCUGGCCGCCACAUCCUCCUCCACUUGUCAUGUUGAGGUAACUCACCGCACUACUGAGGAGGCCUGCCGUGCUGAUGAGCAGCUCCACAGUGCCAGAGAUGGAACUGAAAACUCUGAGCAGGUGAAGACCUCAGGAAGCCCCUCUCUGGAUGCAGACGGCCGUCUGCACCAGGCUGUUCCAGACUUCACUGCUGCCCCAUCAGCCCUGGGGGCAGGGACUUCACCCUCACCUGAGCCAAGAUGGCUGAGAUUAAAGAGCUUCCUAGCCAAAACUAGAAGGAUACACUUCAAUUUCAAGAUUCCAACAAGGCGCCACAGGAAAGUGGAUCCCGGUCCGGCUCCUUCCAACAUGGACUUAGCAGGUCAGAAUGUGGACACAUCUGCCAUCCAUUCAGCACCUGCCUGUUCCCCUCAGAAGCCUUGCAAGCGCCCCUUUUUCAUGCUUGCUUCCUGUUUUCGGGGUUCAGAGUGAUUUCUGAUUUCUGAAUCAGAAUGACUAUUUUUUGACUGAAUUAUAAAUUCAUCUCCAAUAUAAUCAACUUUUUCACCAAUAAAAACCUCCAUUCUUACA
This is a messenger RNA of Engraulis encrasicolus (European anchovy), 880 nucleotides long. RefSeq lists its product as uncharacterized. The transcript has 6 exons. Lineage: Eukaryota; Metazoa; Chordata; Actinopteri; Clupeiformes; Engraulidae. Bases 92 to 781 code for a protein of 229 amino acids. The record is from RefSeq and is a predicted model, not a curated record.